Messenger RNA from Aspergillus versicolor CBS 583.65, 402 nucleotides. RefSeq lists its product as uncharacterized. The transcript is spliced from 3 exons. The coding region runs from base 1 to 402 and encodes 133 amino acids. Lineage: Eukaryota; Fungi; Ascomycota; Eurotiomycetes; Eurotiales; Aspergillaceae. The record is from RefSeq and is a predicted model, not a curated record.
AUGCUCUCUAUCAAGUCCACCCUUCUCACUCUUGCGCUUUCCACCGCCGCGCUGGCUGGCGUGAAAUGUGACGGCGACGGCCUACAGGCAUACAACGACCAACUCCAGCAGUGUAUCGAUGAACUUCACAGUCGAGGCCAGGAACUUUGUACCGUUCCAGGGGGGCAGCUCAAUAUGGGGUUCGUCCAUAUUGGCACAGCCAUGAUCACGGGCAUGCAUAAUGGGGAUAACACUGAACAAGACCAAAGUUCAUGGUGCUCGCAUAUUGCGGACGCCGCGCAGGAUGUUCUUGAUGAGUGUGGCAAGGACAAAGAUACUGCCGCUGGUUCCAAGGAAGCUUAUGGAAACGGCAAUAUUCUCGUUAAUCUGAUCUACCGGGCAGAGGAUGGCCCCGACACUUAA